This is a messenger RNA of Drosophila teissieri, 743 nucleotides long. Its product is annotated as U-Kazal-Dg21.2. The record is from RefSeq and is a predicted model, not a curated record. Lineage: Eukaryota; Metazoa; Arthropoda; Insecta; Diptera; Drosophilidae. The coding region runs from base 18 to 455 and encodes 145 amino acids. The transcript has 2 exons. Gene Ontology annotation, molecular function: protein binding.
UUUAAUCAACGAACGAGAUGCACGGAAGCAGCCAGCUGACUUUGACCUUGGCUUUGGCCUUCAUGCUCUGUUGUCUGGGAUGCACCCACGGCCAAGCCCAGGACGACCUCUUCCGGUGCAAUGUGCAGUACAAAUGCUCCGAUGUGAAAGAGUUGGCUUGGGCCAUGGCAGACGAGCGGUGCUAUGUCUUUCACAACAAUUGUCUGCUGAAGGUGGAGCAAUGCGCCCGUAAAAACAGCGGAAGAUCUGAGCUAAUUGAAACCACCCGGGAGAUCUGCAAGCCGAGCUGCACCAAGGAUUGCCCGGAUAUCUACGACCCAGUCUGUGCGCAGAUCUUCCAGGAGGAGUACUUAACUUUUAGUAACGAGUGCGAGAUGCGAAACUACAUUUGCACAAAUGAGAGGCCUUAUUCCUAUUUGGCCGUCGGCGAAUGCGUGGAACAGCCAGUUGGUUGAGUCUCAUUAAUAAAAUACAUUUCAUUUUAUUACAACCAGCUACAAAAUUAAAUGAAUCCAAGACGCACCUAAGAAACCUUAACAUGAAUAUAAUGUCUUUCUUACUUGCGUUCUUACGUUCAACUAUGGUCUACAAAUAGUAAAACAACACAUAGAUUAGUAAAAACAAGUACUAUUCAGUCCCAAAAUACGCUUUAACCCAAUUUUUCGCAGCGCCUUGACCAAAAACAGGAUCUACAAACCAACUACAGAAAAAUAAAACGAAAAUAAAAGCAAAGCUGGCGCUCA